This is a messenger RNA of Oryza brachyantha (malo sina), 1430 nucleotides long. RefSeq names its product chaperone protein dnaJ C76, chloroplastic-like. The record is from RefSeq and is a predicted model, not a curated record. The transcript is spliced from 9 exons. NCBI's taxonomy places the organism in Eukaryota, Viridiplantae, Streptophyta, Magnoliopsida, Poales, Poaceae. The coding region runs from base 93 to 1133 and encodes 346 amino acids. Gene Ontology annotation, molecular function: electron transfer activity; iron ion binding.
AUGACGUAAGACCGCCAAGAAACGAACCAACCGGCAACCGCCGCCGCCUCCUUCGACUCCGAUCGAGUUGGAGGCCGCCGCAGCGAACGCCAAUGGCUCCUCUUCACUCUCCACCGCUGCUCGCCGACUCUCUCGCGACGCUCCGCACAGCCUCGCCGUCCUUCCCCUGCUCCUCUCGCCGCACCCGGCCGUCGGUUUCAGCUAGGUUCGCAAGAACCGGCCGGCGGAGUAACCGGCGCCGGAGCGGGAGCGCGGGGGGGAGGAGAGAUCUUAGGGUCUAUGCCUAUGCUUCGGAGACUGAGCACGGAAGUACGGAGGAUGAAGUCGCCGACGAUUUCUACUCCGUUCUUGGCGUCAUGCCAGAUGCAACCCCUGAGGAAAUCAAGAAAGCAUACUACAGUUGCAUGAAAGCGUGCCACCCUGACCUCAGUGGGGACGGCCCCGAAGUAACAAAUUUCUGCAUGUUCAUCAACGAGGUUUACACGGUGCUGAGUGAUCCAAUCCAGCGUGCAGUGUAUGAUGAGAUUCAUGGCUACUCAGCAACCGCGAUCAACCCUUUCUUUGAUGACAGUGCACCGAAGGAUCAAGUGUUCGUUGAUGAGUUUACCUGCAUAGGAUGCAAAUAUUGUGCGAACGUGUGUCCCAAUGUAUUUAGAAUUGAGGAGGAUUAUGGGAGGUCAAGAGUCUACUCCCAAUCGGGUCGCACAGAGCUCAUUCAGGAGGCCAUUGAUAGUUGCCCAGUCAACUGUAUUCACUGGACUUCUGCUGCACAACUUUCUCUCCUCGAGAAUGAAAUGCGGAGAAUAGAGAGGGUGAACGUUGGGCUGAUGAGUGCUGGGAUGGGAGUUUCAGUUGAUGUGUUCCGAAUGGCUAGUGUGCGUUGGGAAAAGAGACAGUCAAAAAUUUUGGAAAACAUUAGGACACGGAUGGCAAACAAAAAUAAUUCAGAUAUAAGUGGCACUUGGAGUGAUAUCUGGGGAUCUCCAACUCGAUACCAAGGAAAUGAAGAAGAAGCAACAGAGAGAGCGAAGAGGGCAGCAGCUGCUGCUAGGAGAUGGCGAGAAUACUCACGAAAAGGCGCAGACAAACCACCAGGAUACAGGCUUCCAGAGGCAGUGGGCAAUAAAGAGUAAUGGCAGAAGAAAGAAAUACAUCUCUCAUGCAUACACUAUUUGAUAGCAUUUCGUUACCUGUACAUAUACCCUUAAUUGUUUGGAGAGAGAGAGAGAGAGAGCGAGAGAGCUGACCUGUAGAUUGCUCUCUCCCCAUUCCUCAUUGUUCAUCUGUAAAUGGUAUGCUAGAUAUAGCCGAUGCCAGUGACCUGUAGAAUACACACGUCGAAUCCUCAAAUAGUUAAACAUUCAGAAUGUAAAAGAUGAAUAUAUGUACAUUCUCUUUCAACAAUGGUACAGCCUGAAGAUCCAUCUUUU